AUGGCGCGUCUGUCGAUAAGGCUGAGGAAGCUGAGCAACGUGCAUCACGGGAGCAGCGAGAAGGCAGAAGAGCAGACUCGACGAACAACACUGGAUGAGUACAUUGCAGCAACUCAUGACCUAGUCUUUAUUCACUUGACCGUCGAGACAGAUAAGAAAUUGACAUCAACGGGUUCUACCACACACCCACGAAACAAACUGUGCCCAACACAUCUAAGACCGUGGACCGACUUUCUAGAGCAAUACCAAAUCAUCCUCGGUAAACUCUAUGCCACCCCUUUCCCACUGCCGACCGGCUCUUUGAUCUUGAGUUUCCUACACAAUAGCGUUGAGGAUCCAGUGCGGGAAAUAUUCGAUCAACUUCGAGGCGUAGACAAGGUUAGGCGCGAGUUCCAAGUCGGCGACGGUAUCAUCUUUAAGAACCGCCUUAACACAAUUAAUGACAUCGACAAAGAGGGUAUACAGCGACAAGCCCCAUCGACGCCAGACCAAGGCCGUUCCUCGGGCCAAAUCCGUCCCGAUCAGAUAUGCGUAUACCGCGCUGACGAUGGACCGUCGUCAAAACGUACUAUGUUGUAUGUGACCGAAUACAAGGCUCCGCACAAACUCAUCGCUCCCCACCUUCGGGCUGGCCUUCAUCCCAUGAACAUAUUUAAGGAUGUUGUUAACCGAAAAACAAUCCCUACUGCCGCCGAUCCGGAAGCCCGAUUUCAAUAUCAUGCGGAAAGAUUAGCUGCUGCCGCCCUAAGUCAAACUUAUGACUACAUGAUCAAAGGCGGACUCGAGUACGGCGUAUUGACAACCGGCGAAGCCAUUGUUUUCCUCAAGAUGGAUUGGGAUACCCCGGAAACGCUCUUCUAUCAUCUGGCCGAGCCCGUCCCCGAAGUCCCAGCCCGUCGAUCGCAUCCGGCCGAGCCCGGCCCCGAAUUUGCAGCCCGUCUAACUGACGGUCGCUUCUACACAGCUGUUUGUCAGUACCUCGCUUUUAGCCUGAUGGCCAUCGGCCCGCCAGGCAAGGCGUUGCAAGCCCGUCUACAGGAGGGCCGUCGGCGUGCGAUAUUAGGCUUAAUACGAUGGGUCCAGGACUUUGAGACUACGUUGCGAUCUAUCCCGCCGAAUGAGCGCAUACCGCCAACACAUUCUUCAUACGCACCCACCAUCCAUUUAAGCGUGAGUAGAUCGCCAGUCCUUCUCCCGAAGAAGGCUCGCCGCAAGAGUGUCGAAGAUGUUCAUCCCGGUAAUCAGUCUAAGCGGAAUAGCUCGAAUGAUGAAUCCUCCGAUGAGGAGUCGCCGCUCCGGAUGCCUGAUAGUCCCAGCCCAUCCGAACCACGCUCGUGUGGCCACGCCCCAGGUGUUCGGCGCAGUGAGUGGAUCCUGGCCCAACGACCACGAGGAGGGGGCGAACAAGGUCGGCAAUAUUACACCCAGAAAUGCCUCCUCGGGCUCGUCCGAAAUGGUCGGCUUGACAAGGAUUGUCCCAAUAUUACGCUUCACCGGCAAGGGGUACCGCAAGGCCUUCGCCACCCAAUCAACCAUAAAGAGUUUCUUCGACUUUUGUACGAGCAGCUCAAGAAGUCCCUGGAUGAUGGCGUCAUUCAACUUUAUCUCGAGGGCUCGCGAGGCGUAUUGUUCCAGGUCACCCUCCUCGCAUACGGCUACACCUUCGUGAGAAAGGCCACGGUAACUGCGUUCAUUCCCGACUUUCAGCACGAAGAGAGGGUCUACCAGCUGCUCGAUCAAGAACAAGGGGUAAACGUCCCUGUCUUCUUGGGUACGGUAGAUCUGAGGGAGAUGGACAAGAUAUAUUAUUAUGCUCAUCGGCGCUGUCUCGGUGCGAUACAUCAGGCGGGAGUGGUUCAUGGAGACGUGCGAAGGGCGAACGUGCUACGCGAUGCUCAGACCCGUAGGGUCAUGAUAAUCGACUUUGAGCGGUCCAUCAUCAAACCAGUACGACGUCCACUUGACCAGGUGGUGCCCAAUAAGCGGGUAUGGACUCGCGAAGAGAACGGGGGGGGAGGCAAGGAGCGUUCACGUGGUCAACACCAAAGCAGGAUUGGGUUUCACGACGAUAUUCUGGCGGUAGACAUUGAGUUUUCUCGCUAA
Pseudomassariella vexata is the source of this 2103-nucleotide messenger RNA. RefSeq lists its product as uncharacterized. Lineage: Eukaryota; Fungi; Ascomycota; Sordariomycetes; Amphisphaeriales; Pseudomassariaceae. Bases 1 to 2103 code for a protein of 700 amino acids. The transcript is spliced from 4 exons. The record is from RefSeq and is a predicted model, not a curated record.